Cuscuta europaea is the source of this 5071-nucleotide messenger RNA. Lineage: Eukaryota; Viridiplantae; Streptophyta; Magnoliopsida; Solanales; Convolvulaceae. The record is from the annotation of a GenBank genome assembly.
AUCUUUAAUGAGUUAGGAAAAAAACUGUUUACAAAACCGAUAUAAACGUUACCAAUAGGGCCAUGAAAUCAUCCUAACUUGUCGGAAGGGAGAGAGUAUAUUUAGGGGUUCAUAACCACUCGACGUCCGCCGAUAUUAGCUUUCUUCGACAUAUUUCUCUUCUCAAUUGAUUUGCAGUAGUUAUCCGGCGGAGUGGCGGUAAUUCUAUUUUUAUCAACCAUCUUCACAAAUCACAAUCUCUCCAUAUUUCAUAGUUUUACAACCGUCAUACCAUCUGCGUCUUGGAAGUUAAAUAAUAAUAAGAUCGCGAGUCGGAAUGUUUUGAUUCGUGUGUUGAUGAAGAACAAAGUCACUUCCCCCCUUGUUUUUUGGUUUAUGUAUUGGUAAAUAGGCUUUAUUAUUUUUUAUAGAACCAAACUAAUCAUAUUUUCAGUGCUAAACGAUUUGUUAUCAGUUUUGAUGUUUCAGUGAUCUAUUACAGAGCAGCGUAAGCACGGCUACGAUUCAGAGUUUCUAGCAAUUCAAAAUGGACUUUGAAGAAGAAGAGAAUAGUUUUUGUGGAAGUGUCCCUGAGUUCGGUGCAAUUUUUAUGUCAAAUAUUGCAACUAAAAGGGUAUGCUUUAAGAAGAAAGUCAUGGGCAGUCCGUUGUCCCGGGCUAGCUUUGUGAAGCAGAUUAAAUGCGGAAUGGUCUUAUUCCUAUUUGAAUAUGAGAGGAGAGAGCUUUUUGGAGUUUUUCGUGCUACUUCAGAUGGAGGAAUGAAUAUUGUACCUCAUGCAUUUAGUUCAUCAGCAGGGAUCGACUAUCCUGCACAGGUUUCUUUCACCCCAAUCUGGAAGUGCAGUCCACUUUCUGAACCUGAAUUUCGAGAAGCAAUUAGUGCUAAUUACUAUUCUCAAAAGAAGUUCAACUUUGGGCUAUCUCGAGAUCAGGUUCAGAAUCUUCUCUUGCUGUUCAGCACAAAGAAGUUAAGAGGUAAGGUACCCCCUAGACAGUUGACUAGAGUAAACAGAAAACGAGUUGGGGAAAAUGGUAGUGUUGAUGACGAGAAACAUGCACUGAGUAACAAUAUUGGUCUUCUCAAUGAGGAUGACUUCGAGUCGUCUCCAGUGAUAGCAUAUCGAAGGAACUUUUGGGAUAGAGAUACUGUGAGGAAUAGUGAUACAUGUCCCGGGGUAGAUAUGAUGAACAAUGAAUAUGGGGUUUGUUUUUCAGAGGGGAAAUACCAGGAUAAUGUGUAUAGUGAUUCACCUAGUAGGAAAAGAGAAGAUGAUGACGAAAGGAUAUUUUUUAAUGAUGUUCCACAUAAUAUGCAAAAUGAUCGCCCUCUUAUGAAAGGCAUAAGGUUAACUGAGGGUAGACAGUUCAUGAUGGAUGAUACGUUUGACAAUUGUAAUUAUCUUCCAUCUCGUAUGCAUUCUAAUGAUCUUGUUGACCCUAUCCAUGUUGGUAGAAAAAAUGAUGGUGCUAUGGAUACGGAGAGGGAAAGGAUAGUAAAUAUAUCCAACAUAAACUUUGAGUCAGGGAUGACCAGAUUUGCAGCGCAUAGUGGAAAUUCUCUGCUCAACGGUGGUUUUGAAGAGCGUCACAAUAUGGAUAACACUUGUUCAUGUGACCGUAAAAGUGACCUCGGAAAGAUUGUAGAAAAUCCCAGUAGUCAGAUUAGAUUGAUUCAUGAUAGCACAGAAAGUAAGCAUCUAAAGAACUAUGCUACCAUUUCUGAUAUCCCAUCUGCUCCUUUUGGAAGCACAUCACAAGGCAAUGACGUAUUGUACGGCGAUCCUAGACAUCCAGUAGGAUGUAACAGAAGAGAACACAGUCCAGAUGCUUUUGUGGAUCCAAGCUUUCAUGGUCGAAGAAAUAACCGAUUUCAGUCUCCUGUUAAGGAUGUAAGAGGACGUGAAAAUACUAAUGAUUUUCUGCUUGGAUCUCAUGCCUCAAACAAAAAAUCCACUUUUUGCCAAAAUGUAGACGAAGAAGGGGCCAAUGCAGAUUGGUAUUUAAAGAAGAAUGCUGCCAAAUCUACAUCUUAUGUGGAAAAUUUUGAUAGGUUUCAUAAAAAUGCUGAUGAACAUUUGAUUGGAUUGCCUGCUUCAAAUGAACAAUCUACUUUUUGCCAAACUGCUGCUGAACAACGGGCCGAUACAGACUGGUAUGGGAAGAACAAUGCUAAAAAAGCUGCAUCCUAUGUGGAGAAUUUCAAUAGAGUUCAUGAAAAUACUAAUAAAUUUGUGUUUGGAUCUUCUGUAUUAAAUGAACAAUCUAUUUUCGGACAAAAUGUAAGCGAACAACAGGCUAAUGCAGACUGGUAUGGGAUGGACGAUGCUGAAAAAGCUGCAUCUUACAUGGAGAGUUUUGAUAUGCAUCACCGUUCACACAAUGAAACGAAGCAAAUCACUCCACCAAACCGUGGCAUGUCGUUUUUUGAGACAGCUCUCUCUCGAAUUACGGAAGCAGUAAACUUUGAAUCGUCUCCCUCAAAACUUCAAAGUGUAAUGACAAGUGCAAGAGCUCAACCAUCUGAUCAUGAGCUUUCCACAUCUCAUUAUGGAAACUUCUCAUCUCAUCUCGUUGAUGGCAGAUCUAGUUCAAUACAUGAAAAAAACUCUCAUUGUCUCAGAGGUAUGCCAUACCAUGAAAAAGCAGGAGGCACAACAGGACAUCCAGAUAUUACAUUUGCUGAUCACAUGGAAAGAUCACAUCUACCUUUACAGCCUCGGAUUCGUGAAUCUCAUUUUGAGUUUGAGUAUGCCAAGAAUCUGGGACUCCAUUCUUAUGAAGUUCUACCUUCUCAGAUUCCACAUAUGGCUUCUAUGGCUGUUGCCGGGCCAGGUGAAGCUGCUCCUCAAGGGGAAAAUGCAGGUUUCCCCCAUCUAUCCUUCGAUUUAAAAAGUUAUCCUUCAUAUGCCACUGAGCGCACUUCAUUGUCACCUGGUAUCAGAGAGUGUAUGGCAGUGCAAGAAACUGAUGGAAUGAUUAUGGGUGAUGAGUUUUCACAAAUGGAUCAGAAGAAUAACUGUGAUCUAUAUGAAACAAAUACAGGGAACGAUGGAACUUAUCACAAUUUAUCAUCUGAGAUGUCAGGUUCUGGGUUCAGACAAUUCAACCGAAGAAGCGUCUUCUCUCGGUUAUCUUCUAAGAAAUGUUCACUCAAAGAAAAACAAACUGGCUAUGUCACUAGUCAUGAUGAUCUCCUGGACACACCUGUUGAUGAUGUCCCAGACACGUCUGUUGAUGAUGUCAUGGGCAUGCUACAAAGUCAGCUUAGUCAGGUACUUCUGGUGAAGAGGCAAAUGAAAUUCAAACCGUUGGGCAAAUGUCCUGACAACAGUGAAGUAACUACCCGUGGAAAGCAUGACAAUGAACUGAAAAGGAAUGUGCAUCAAGCCACUGAACAAAAUGUUAUUUCUCGUGCACCAAAAGAGGCGCGAGUGGUGGAUUUUGGGCGUCGGAGUGAUUUAAUGAAAAAGUCUCAUGAUAGAGACAGUUCUGCGGCUGAAAAACUUGCUAUAGCUCCUAAGCAUAGACAACUCAAAAGAGGUUUGAUGUCCACGGAGAAGAUACCUUCUGAAAUUGAAAUAGCAGCUAGCUCCAUGGUUAAAGAAAUGCCAUUUAUAGCUCCGAAUCAUAGACAACUGAAAAGAGAUUUGAUGUCCAAGGAAAAGAUACCUUCUGAAAAUGAAAUAGUUAAGAAUCCUGCAUGUAAGCCUACGAAACGCAGAAAGCUGGUGAGGCCAUUUUUUGGUAAUGUUGGUGCUUGUUUUCUGGGAAACCACCACAGCAAUGAGACCUCCAAUGACAACCCAAUAUUUGUUGUCAAGAGUCAAGAACCAGAACCAGUCAAUGACCUGCCUUUAAGCGGGCAUGACUCAAGAAAUAGGGAUCCUGAUGGUAACCUUACAAAUCAAAACAGUGGAUCAUCCAAUGUGUUCCCUGCAACUGUCUGUGAGAACAAGGAUUCUAACAUGAAACAAAGAUCUGACAACCCUGUAUUUGUUAAAGCACGCCAACACUGUGCCACGAGUCAAGAACCAGAACCAGUCAUUGAGCUGCCUUUAAGCGGGCAUGACUCAAGAAAUAGGGAUCCUGAUGGUAACAUUACAAAUCAAAACAGCGGAUCAUCCAAUGUGCUCCCUGCAACUGUCUGUGAGAAUAAGGAUUCUAACAUGAAACAAAGAUCUGAAUGUGAAAAUUACAGUUCUGAAUUGCAUGACUUUUCAUCCAUGGAACCUGAUGUAAAAUAUCCGGGGAAAUUGUCUCAAGUUGAACCCCUUGAAACUCCACAGUGCACCUAUGGUAUCUCGUGUCCUGAAGGAGAUGAUGGUACACCUGAAGCUACCAAGGUUGCGGAUAAUAUUUCAUGUCUUGACGAUCUUCAAGGUGUUGAAAAAUGCAACCCUCCUCCUAGUACUACUUGCAAGUUUAAGGGCGAAAGGGUGGCAUAUUGAAUGACGUUAGAACUAAAAUUAUGAUUGCGGCUGUCUGUGUGAUAGAUAAUGGGAUUUGUUUUGUACCCAUAUGGGAGGUGGUCAGCAGAUUGCUAUGUCCUGGCUGGUAUAGUGGUAUAAAAUAUAUAUUUUUGUACGGAGAUCAGCUGUCUGAAGUCCCAAAUAUUUUGCUUCUACUUUUGUGCUCCCUCCCCACGGCAAUAAACACGACAUGAAAUGGAUCCAUUUGAGACAUAAUAUGAAGAUAGUAGAAUGCUGACACUGGAGUCCAUCUGUUAUAUUUUUUAACUUGCUCGAUAUAAAUAAAAGCUAUCUUGGGCUGCACAAGAAUGCUAAUAGAUGUUAAACAUGUCUGGUCCAAACAGUUUGUUUGGUUCUCUUUUACGGAGUCCUUUUCUUUUGAACAUAAGUAAUCUAAGCAAAGUAAUGAUGCCUUAAUUUCCUUCUAUUCCUGUCACUUUUACCUAAGCUGAAAGUAGAUGUUAAGCGUGGAGAAAAAAAUCUAGUUGGAGUUUCAACGAAUCCUUUUCUGUAACACGAGUUGGUUGACGUUAUUACAUGAUGUUGAUGUCAAAAUGCAAAAUUCAUAUUCCCUCCAUCCUAUUUAAAGGUUCCCGUCCACUA